AUGGCGGCUGCAGGUGGGGGUGGUAAGGAUAAGUAUAAAAAUGCCCAGGAUGCCAAGCAUCUUUUGGAUAUAAUUGGAGAAGAUAUAUACAAAAUAGCAAAUGAUGCUGCUCUAAAACGUAGUGGGAGUGAGUUAAAAGGAUUGUUGUCACUAGCAAAAUUUGAGAAAAAUCCACCGGAUAAACAAACACCAGAAGAUCCAUGCGAUCUUGAUUAUAAAUAUCAUACUAAUGUUACUAGUAACGUAAUUGAACCGUGCAACAAAAGAUCAGGAAAACGUUUUUCUGAAGUAAGUGGCGCAGAAUGUGCUAAUAAUAGAAUAAAAGGUAAUAAAGGUAGUAAUGGUGACGCUUGCGCGCCGUUCAGACGAUUACAUGUAUGCGACAGAAACCUAGAACAGAUAGAUCCUGCAAAAAUAACAGCAACACAUAAUUUAUUGGUAGAUGUGUGUCAGGCAGCAAAAUUUGAAGGACAAUCAAUAACACAAGAUUAUCCAAAAUAUCUAGCAACAUAUAAUGAUUCUCCUUCUCAAAUAUGUACUAUGUUGGCACGAAGUUUUGCUGAUAUUGGAGACAUUGUACGCGGCAAAGAUCUAUUUCGUGGUUAUGAUGAUGAAGAAAAAAAUCGAAGAAAAAAAUUAGAACAGAAAUUGAAAGUUAUUUUCGGGCAUAUAUAUGAAGAAUUGAAGAAGCACAAAAAGCUUAAGGAGGAAGCAGAAGAACGCUACAAAAAAGACGGUGAUAAUUAUUAUAAAUUACGAGAAGAUUGGUGGGCACUUAAUAGACAAGAAAUAUGGAAAGCUAUCACGUGCGGACAUCCGGGUGGUACAUAUUUUCGACAAACAGCGUGUGGUGGAGGAACAACUCCGACUCCUAAUAAAUGCCGAUGUGCGACAAAUGAUGUACCUACAUAUUUUGAUUAUGUGCCGCAGUAUCUUCGCUGGUUCGAGGAAUGGGCAGAAGAUUUUUGUCGUAAACGAAAAUAUAAAUUAGAAAAUGCUAUAGAAAAAUGUCGUGGAAAAACGAAAGGUGAGAAAUAUUGUGAUCUUAAUGGAUUUGAUUGUACGCAAACAGCUAGCGGAGAAAAGAAAUUUGUUAAAGGUCAUAAUUGCCAUAACUGUUCUGUUACAUGUAUUCCCUUUGGGCCCUGGAUAGAUAACCAAAAAAAAGAAUUUUUAAAACAAAGAAAUAAAUACCAAAAUGAAAUAUCAAGUAAUAGUAGGAAAAAAAGAAGUACAAGUAAUAAUAAUUAUAAAGGAUAUGAUGAAGAAUUUUAUAAAAUACUUAAAGAGGAUUAUGGAGAUGUCGAACAGUUUUUAGAAAAAUUAAGUAGAGAAGGAAUAUGUCAAUCUCAACCUACAGUAGGAAAUCAAAAAGCAGACGCUGCUAAUUUCACUAAAGAUAAUCCUGCAAAAACAUUUUCUCAUACGGAAUAUUGCCAAGCAUGUCCAUGGUGUGGAGUUGUUUGCAAGAGUGGUAACUGUACAAAAAACCCAGAAGGAUCAUGCACCGAACAAAUUCGAAAGAAAGUUUACGAUGAUUCAAAUACUACCACUAUACCAGUACUUACCCCAGAAAAAGGAAAGACAAGUAUACUACAAAAAUAUAAAACGUUUUGUGAAAAACCUGAAAAGCAUAACCAAAUUAAUAAUUGGGAAUGUCAUUAUGAAAAAACCGAUAUAAGUAAUAAUUGCAUACUAGGAAAAUGGGAAAAGUUUCAAAAGGGACAAGAAGUUAUGGUCUAUCAUCCUUUUUUUUGGAAGUGGGUUACCGAAAUGUUGGACGAUUCUAUAAAAUGGAGGAAAGAACUUGAUAAUUGCCUAAAAAAUGAGAACAAACAAUGUAUAAGCAAAUGUAAUGGUAAAUGUGAUUGUUAUAAACGAUGGGUUGAACAAAAAAAAGAAAAGGAAUGGACACAAAUAAAAGACCAUUUUGGCAAGCAAGAAGAUAUGAAAGAACAAAUUCGAGGAGCAGAUCCUGGCAUAAUUCUUGAAGGUGUUUUGGACAUAGAGGAUCUUUUCGAAAAUAUUAAAGAUACUUAUGGGGACGUAAAAGAAAUAGAUCACAUUAAGAAACUGUUGGAAGAAGAAACAACUGUUGAUGCCGACAAUCAAAAUAAGACCACAAUUGAUAAAUUGCUCGAUCACGAAGAUAAAGAUGCCAAAGGAUGCCUACAAAAACAGAAUGAAUGCAAAGAACAAGAACGAGAUGGUGGUGCCCGCUCGGACUCCCAGGAACCCACACCACGUUCUGAAGUUAAACCCGACUCAGAAGACCUCGACGACGACGACGAAGACGACCCCGACGAGGAGAAGUCGGAGGAGGUGGAAAACCCGGAAGACCAGGGGGAGGAGGAAGGCACAAAACAGGGGUCGGGGGAAAAGAAGGUGGAUGGGACAGAGGCCGUACAAGAAACCGUCGCAGAGGUAACACCGGAAAAAAAAGACGAGGUGAAUCCAUGUGAAAUAGUAAAAACACUAUUUGAAAAACCGGAAAAUUUGUCCGACGCUUGUGGUCUAAAAUACGGCCCAGGCGGAAAAGAAAGAUACAGUCAAUGGAAGUGCAUACCAACCAAACCAAAUAGUGACAACAAGGGCGAGGUUGGUAGUGCUGGUCGUGUCGCACGUAGUGCCCCUAGUGGUGAAAAAGGUUCCAUUUGUGUGCCACCCAGGAGACGACGAUUAUAUGUAAAGGAUUUAGAAACACUUGGUGAUAGUGAAGUAACACAAGUACAAUUACGAGAUGCUUUUAUUAAAUGUGCUGCCGUUGAAACCUUCUUCCUAUGGGAUAGAUAUAAAAAAGAAAAAGAGAAAAAAAAACCACAAGAAGGUGUGUUACAACUACUCGGCACAGUUGGUACCCCCCCUACUGAUGAUGAGGAGGACCCCCCCGAAAAAAUGUUACAAAAAGGUGAAAUCCCUGAAGAAUUUAAGCGUCAGAUGUUCUAUACAUUAGCAGACUACAAAGAUAUAUUAUUUGGUGAUCAAGAGGUGAUUAAGACGCUAAAAGAUAGUGGUGAUGAAAAUAUAAAAGAUAUAUCGGAGAAAAUAAAAAAAACUUUAAACGGUGACAACAACCAAGAAAGUGGUAGCUCCCCAUCUCUUAGUGGCAAAAAAACCACACCAAAAGACUGGUGGGAAACAUAUGGAAAAGAUAUUUGGGAAGGAAUGGUUUGUGCUCUAACAUAUAAAAAUAGUGGAGACAAAAAAAUAGAACAGGUUAAAACUGCGGACGACGGCGAAGAUCUUUUCCAAAAACUCAAAACCCAAUACGAAUACAACACCGUCACACUUAAAGAUGAAAAUAGUGGUACUGAAGGCGCCAAACCCUUCACCCCCAAAACCGUCUCAUCCUCUAGUGGUGAAAAAAACCCCCCCAAAUUGAGUGAUUUCGUGUUACGCCCCCCCUACUUCCGAUACCUUGAAGAAUGGGGUGAAACAUUUUGUCGACAAAGGGCGCGGAUGUUGGAUAAGAUUAAAAAAGAUUGCAACGUGGAAGAAAAUGAUAACCGUCCUGGUGGUGGUAUAACAAAACAAUAUAGUGGGGAUGGAGAAAGUUGUAAAGAUUAUCUUCCUGACGAUCCUACUACACUUCCGGAUUUAGUUUCCAGUUGUCCCAAAUCUUGUAGUUCUUAUAGAAAAUGGAUAAAUAAAAAAAAAGACGAAUUCGUUGAACAACAAAAUGCAUAUACUGAACAACAAAAUAAAUGCCAAUCGAAAAGUGAUAAAGCUAAAAGUGAUAAUGGAUUUUAUACAAGAUUACAAAAUCUCCCUGACGCUGCAGCAUUUUUAAAAACGUUAGGAUCAUGUUCUAAAAAUGAUAUUCCAGAGUAUAAAAUAGAUUUUGAUGUAAACGGCGAAACAUUUAGAUAUGAAAAAUAUUGUGGUACAUGUCCUGAAUUUAAAAUAAAUUGUACAAAAGUUAAAUGCACUAGUGGUGAUAUGCAAAAUGGGUGCAAAGAUAAUAAAAUUAAUGCAGCAAAUUUUAAAACAAUGGCACAAUCUACUGAAAUAAAUAUGCUUGUGAGUGAUAACAGUGGAAAUGGAUCUCAAAAUGAUUUAAAGGAUUGUAAAACUUCAGGUAUCUUUAAAGGUUUUAGAGAAGAUGUAUGGACAUGUGGUAAGGUAUGUGGUUAUAAUGUAUGUAAACCGAAAAAUGUUAAUGGGCAAAACGGUGAUGGGAAUCAAAUUUUAUUAUUCAAUGCAUUGCUUAAACGUUGGGUAGAAUAUUUUUUAGAGGAUUAUAAGAAAAUUAAACAUAAAAUUUCACAUUGUAAGAAUAGUAGUGAAGGACACACAUGUAUAAAAAAUUGUGUAGAACAAUGGAUAAGUACGAAAAGGACAGAAUGGGAGACUAUACGAGGUCGUUUCAAUGAUCAAUAUAAAAGUAAUGAUUCAGAUGUUUACCCAGUGAGAAGUUUUUUGGAGACCUGGAUACCUAAAAUUCCUGUUGCAAACGCUAACAAUGAUGGUAAAAAGUUAAUAAAAUUAAGUAAGUUCGAUAAUUUUUGUUCAUGUAGUGCCAGUGCGCACUCACCAAAUGGUAAAGACGAUGCUAUAGAUUGUAUGAUUAAUAGACUUCAAGAUAAAAUUGAUAAGUGUAAAGAGAAACACCCCCAACCUAGUGCCGAAAACCAAACAACUUGUGAUGAAUCCACCCUCGUUGAAGACGUUGAUGAUUAUGAGGAACAAAACCCAGAAAACAAAGUGGGAAAACCAGCAAUUUGUGGAAAUGUGGAUACAACAGAACCAGUCAAAGAGGAAGAUGAAGAGGAAUGUAAAGCUGCAGAAUCCCCUGCUGAACCCGAACAAGCUGCAGAAGAAGAAAGUGUACCAGCAGCAGAAACCAAAGACACAGAGAACCAACCCCCACAGGCACCAGACGUGGGACCUCCACCCCUGGCACCGGCCCCUGCGGAUCAACCUUUGGACCCGACUAUCCUACAAACGACUAUUCCUUUUGGAAUAGCUAUUGCGUUAACUUCGAUAGUGUUUUUAUUUUUGAAGAAAAAAACCAAAUCUACUAUUGAUCUUUUGCGUGUUAUUAAUAUACCCAAAAGUGAUUAUGAUAUACCGACAAAACUUUCACCCAAUAGAUAUAUACCUUAUACUAGUGGUAAAUACAGAGGCAAACGGUACAUUUACCUUGAAGGAGAUAGUGGAACUGAUAGUGGUUACACCGAUCAUUAUAGUGAUAUUACUUCAUCUUCCGAAAGUGAGUAUGAAGAAUUGGAUAUUAAUGAUAUAUAUGUACCACGUGCUCCUAAAUAUAAAACAUUGAUUGAAGUAGUACUUGAACCUAGUGGUAACAACACAACAGCUAGUGGUAACAACACAACAGCUAGUGAUACACAAAAUGAUAUACAAAAUGAUAUACCUAGUGAUAUACCAAAAACACCUAGUGAUACACCACCACCCAUUACUGAUGAUGAGUGGAAUCAAUUGAAAGAUGAAUUUAUAUCACAAUAUCUACAAAGUGAACAACCAAAGGAUGUACCAAAUGAUUAUAGUAGUGGAGAUAUUCCAUUGAAUACACAACCGAAUACUUUAUAUUUUGAUAAACCUCAAGAAAAACCUUUUAUUACUUCUAUUCAUGAUAGAAAUUUAUAUAGUGGAGAAGAAUACAAUUAUGAUAUGUUUAAUAGUGGUAAAAAUGGUCCAUAUAGUGAUAAAAAUGAUUUAUAUAGUGGUAAUCAUGAUUCAUUAAGUGGUAAUCGUGAUCCAACAAGUGCUAACCAUGAUUCUUAUAGUGGUAACCAUCAUCCUUAUAGUGGUAUAGAUUUAAUUAAUGAUUCGAUAAGUGGUAAUCAACAUAUUGAUAUAUAUGAUGAAUUGUUGAAAAGAAAAGAAAACGAAUUAUUUGGGACAAAUAAUCCAAAACGUACAAGUACAUAUAGUGUUGCCAAACUAACAAAUAGUGACCCCAUCCACAACCAACUGGAACUAUUCCAUACAUGGCUAGAUAGACAUAGAGAUAUGUGCGAAAAGUGGGAAAAUCAUCACGAACGAUUAGCCAAAUUGAAAGAAGAGUGGGAAAAUGAGACACAUAGUGGUAACACUCACCCUAGUGAUAGUAACAAAACGUUAAAUACUGAUGUUUCUAUUCAGAUAGAUAUGGAUCAUGAAAAACGAAUGAAGGAAUUUACUAAUAUGGAUACUAUCUUGGAGGAUCUGGACAAACCAUUUAAUGAACCCUACUAUUAUGAUAUGUAUGACGAUGAUAUUUAUUAUGAUGUAAAUGAUCAUGAUACAUCAACUGUGGAUAGUAAUGCUAUGGAUGUACCCAGUAAAGUACAAAUUGAAAUGGAUGUAAAUACAAAAUUGGUGAAAGAGAAAUAUCCUAUAGGAGAUGUAUGGGAUAUAUAA
Plasmodium falciparum 3D7 is the source of this 6363-nucleotide messenger RNA. RefSeq names its product erythrocyte membrane protein 1, PfEMP1. Gene Ontology annotation, molecular function: host cell surface receptor binding. The coding region runs from base 1 to 6363 and encodes 2120 amino acids. Lineage: Eukaryota; Apicomplexa; Aconoidasida; Haemosporida; Plasmodiidae. The transcript has 2 exons. The record is from RefSeq and is a predicted model, not a curated record. Gene Ontology annotation, cellular component: membrane.